This is a messenger RNA of Ziziphus jujuba (common jujube), 1326 nucleotides long. RefSeq lists its product as uncharacterized. Bases 138 to 695 code for a protein of 185 amino acids. NCBI's taxonomy places the organism in Eukaryota, Viridiplantae, Streptophyta, Magnoliopsida, Rosales, Rhamnaceae. The transcript has 3 exons. The record is from RefSeq and is a predicted model, not a curated record.
AAAAAAGGUCUUUUCUCAAAAUUAUUACAAAAACAAGGUUCGCACAUAUGGAAUUCCACCUUUACCCUCCUUCUCUCUCUUCAAUUUCAGCUCUCAGUCUCUCCCUCUCCAAUCGCAAAUCCUUUUUGGAAUGAAAAAUGAAUGCGAUUAGCGAAAGACUGAUGUUCUCGAUUCGGAGGCAGCUCCAUUUGCAUUUGCAAUUGCGUAAGUUUUCCCCUCACCAUCACCAUGAAGCUGCCCCAACUGAAACAUUGAAGAGAAUGAUAAAAGACGUGGAGAAGAAGAAGAAGAGUAACAAUGUCAAGAGGGACAAAAAGUUUUUUGUUGAGACUCCCGAAUCAAAAUCAUAUCUUGACACCGCCACUAUGCCCAUGGUUCUCACUGCUGUUGGGAUUGCUCUCUUCGCUAAGCUCCUCAUGAUGUAUGAUGAGUCAAAAUCACAAGAAAUGAUUGAACGCAAGAUAAGGGAUGCUCCUGCUGGUCAGGGCACGGUUAGGAUGCUCACUCGUGAGGAAUGGGAUGAAAUUCGGGAAGUAAGGCCAAGAACCCCGUUUGAAUCCAAACUUGCACGUCCUAAUGCAAAAAUUAGAACCGGAGAACCACUACAUAUGGAGGAUCUGAAGGAUUGGACAAUUGAUGUGUUCACAGAUGCACUUUCUCGUGCUGAAGAAAGUAUUCGACACAAUUCCAAGUAAUUUAUUCCAGCAUUUUUCCCAAACGUUGUUACAUGGGGAGAUUUGAUAACCUCUCAAGUGUUGAUGCCUGAUAUACACAAUCAUGGAUGUUUAUGGCUCAUACCAAAACAGUUCACGUGGCAUUUUACUAGCUGACUAGAGGCAGAAUCUAUGGCAAGCUGUUGAAAGAGAAAAAAUUCGGCAAUCGAUCAAGUCGGUUGUUGAGAGCAAAUGAUCAAAUGGCUGUAAUGUUUAUCAACAUUCACAGUAAUCCUCUAUUUUUAUGGAAUUUACUCUGGAAGCUUGACUAAUCAUUUUUUUGCGUAGAACUUGUUCUUUAAAAACACUGCAGUUAGGCAAAUUUUGCGUAUCUGAAGCUAUGUGAUCAUAUUGGCAAGGAAAAAGAUUUUAUAGCAUCCACUGUGAAAGAAUUAUGAGCUCUAGUAUGAUCUUAAGGAGCUCAAUUUGCAAUUGGAGUUUCAAAUUCUGAAACUUUUACACUCUCUUGGACGACUAUGCAUAGUUAAGAUACUUGAGGGUAGCUUUUGGUUGUGUUGUUCGAUUGUUGGCCCUUCCUAUUGGGACACGCAAGAUUUCAAUUAACUAAAUUAUGCUAAUAAUAAUAUUUUUCUUAAUUGGAAAUAUUUUUCUC